This is a messenger RNA of Cuscuta campestris, 1885 nucleotides long. The record is from the annotation of a GenBank genome assembly. NCBI's taxonomy places the organism in Eukaryota, Viridiplantae, Streptophyta, Magnoliopsida, Solanales, Convolvulaceae.
CGAAUUAUAGGAAUGCCAAAUUAUGGUGAACUCCUCUUGACAGGGAGGGGCGAAGGAAGGAGAGACUAACCGCCAUCUACUCGGCUUUCUUGCUCUCUCUAAGAAUCUAUCCUAACUCAAGUGAAGUCUGCAUCUUGAGAUUUCAUAUUGAUUGCCGAGAAUUUUUCAGAAGCUUCUUCAAUCUGCAAUUCAAUCUUCUGGAUAAUGCGUAAAUAAAAUUAUCUUCAUUCAAUCUUCAAAUAAAAUGCUGCCAGGCAAACCCGGAGGAGGAGGCCAAACCCCUAGUCGGUGAGUUUUUUUUUUCGCAUUUCACCUCGUCGAUUCUAUCGAAUAGCUCUAACUCAUUUUCCGAUUAGGGCUUGAACACCUUAGUAGUUUUGGCAGUUGAAAGUUUGUACAGAAAACUGAAAGCUUGGAUUGAAUUCACAUGUUGCGCGUUCCUAUUUUCAUAUUUGAUCUGUUAUGACUGGGAAUACAAACCGAAUUGUAUUCUAUAUGAACCAUUGGAACUUUUUUCAUCCUCCAUAGGAAGGUUUGAGUUGCUGAGUAUGGUGAAGACACACUCAAAGUUCUUAGGGAAAACCAUUCUUGAGGAGGAAGAUCCAUCAGAUGUGGAAAUGGAUCCACUGUUCUGGCAUGAAGUGCUGGAUUUGUAUUUCAUAUGUGGCAAGGAACCCAGAGGCCGCCAGGAGGAUGAUCUUGUAUUCUUCGUUCGAAAAAUGAGUUUCCAAGGAUAUGAAUCCAACAACAAUAGUGAAGAAAAUUCUCCUUACUUUGUACGGAGGUGGGCUCCCAAGUUGGACGAUUUACUUGGUGAGAACUUGGUAAAUGUGGAUUGGAGGCGCUCAUUUUACUUGAACUUGAUUGCUCAUACAACUUUCAGUGUGACUGUAGCAAUUUGCAGUCAUGAGGCCCUUAAAACUUACCAAACUGGCAAAGACAAACCGUUGUCUCCUAUAUACAAGGUUGUGAAAACUGUUUACGCAUCUCCAAGUCGUAUUAAUUUUCAUUUGGACUCAAGAAAGGAAGUAGAAACAGCUCCUGCAUAUCCAGAUAUAUGUUUUGCAGUUGAUGAUUUUGAUUCUACAUUUGAUGCAGUGGUUUUGACAGAUGUAGAUCAUUGCUAUUGUGUCGUUCUAAAUGCACAUGAUGGGGCUGCAUUUCCCACUGAAAAGAAACUUCAAGGUCUGAGUAACAUAUGUGAUUCUCCAAAAAGCGAAGCAAGUGCUGAAAAGACUAAGAGUUCAAAGAUCACUCUAUUCUCGGGUUUCGUUAGCUAUCAGAUGGUCCGAGACGCCUAUGAUGCUGGAAGGACUGGAUUUGGGAGUCUUCUUUCACUUCAUUCAUCAGGGAAAACGGACAGGAUUUACAUGAAAGGCCCAGGAGGACGUGGGGAAGUGGAAGUAGCUGUUUCUGGCGUUGUAGAUCAAAGCAAACACGAAUACAGCCAACACUCCUCUAAUAAGGGACUAAGCUUCAGUGCAGUCGUUCGAAGGGCAGCAUCGGCUGCAUCAGUUGCAGCAAAGCAUGCUUAUGCUGCCGCUUCUGCAACUGCACGGAGUUCAGACGAAGAAGGGGAGAUGACCCCACUAAAGUGCUGCUUGAUGUCAGUAUCGUUGCCCUGGGAGCACAUUUCUCAUGAUCUUCUCCUCAAGGGAAGUCCCCCGGUGAAUUUGUAGGAAUAAAGAUGGUAUGAUCUGCUUGUGUAUACAGUAUUACACUUCUCAUGUAUGAGUAUUAUUUAUUACUGCGUACUCAAUAAAUUAAGGUUACUUAAUGUUAAUCCUCAACCUUACUUGGGACUUAUUUGGCAACAAUGUUAGAAAUGCGAGUUAACGUUUUGAAAAAGACUAUCUAACGACAAUGUUUAUAACUUUUUCGUUUU